AUGAUUUCCUUAGCCAAUGUUUAUCAUGUAGUGACAAAAACUGUCCCAUUAUAUGUAACAAUGUUCUUAGCUUAUGUGUCAAUCAAAUGGUUCAAAAUCUUCACACAAGAACAAUGUUCAGGAAUAAACAAAUUUGUCGCAAAAUUCUCAAUCCCUCUUCUAUCCUUUCAAAUCAUUUCAUCCAACAAUAUCUAUAAAAUGAGCUUAAAACUCAUGUAUGCUGAUUUCAUUCAGAAACUUCUUGCAUUUCUUCUCUUAAGUGCAAUUAUUAAGAUCUGCGGAAAAGGUGGUUUGAAAUGGAUUAUAACUGGUUUAUCAUUGUCUACACUUCCUAAUACUUUGAUUCUUGGAAUUCCAUUGGUGAAAGCUAUGUAUAAGGAUGAAGCUGUUGUUCUUUUAGCUCAAAUUGUUUUCUUGCAAAGUAUGGUUUGGUACAAUUUACUUUUGUUUCUUUAUGAAUUUGAUGCUGCCAAGAACAUGCUAUAUACACCUCCUUCACAUAGCACAGGAGAAUCGGAGACGGCUAGUGAAAUACAAUCAAAAGGAGAAGAAGAAGAAGAUGAAGAACCAGCUGGAACAAAAAGGAAAACGAAGAUCUAUCACAUUCUUGUCACAGUGGGAAAGAAGCUAAUCAGAAACCCUAAUACCUAUGCAUCUUUAUUAGGCAUCAUUUGGUCAAGCAUACAUUUCAGGUGGGGAAUACAUAUGCCUGAAGUGAUUAAUCAGUCAAUAGAACUAUUAUCCAAUGGAGGUCUUGGUAUGGCAAUGUUCAGCAUAGGUCUGUUUAUGGCAUCACAGUCAAGCAUCAUAGCUUGUGGAGCAAGAAAUACACUGGUUGCAAUUGGACUGAAAGUUUUAGUAGGACCUGCUCUAAUGGCUUUAGCAUCCAUUGUCAUUGGAUUAAGAAACACAUUGUUUAAAGUUGCUAUAGUUCAGGCAGCUCUACCACAAGGAAUAGUUCCUUUUGUUUUUGCUAAAGAAUAUAAUGUCCAUCCAUCAAUCUUAAGCACUGCAAUCUUGUUAGGAAUGCUCAUUGCUUUGCCAGUGGAAUUGGCUUUCUACUUUCUGUUAGCACUUUGA
This is a messenger RNA of Lathyrus sativus (Indian pea), 1080 nucleotides long. The record is from the annotation of a GenBank genome assembly. Lineage: Eukaryota; Viridiplantae; Streptophyta; Magnoliopsida; Fabales; Fabaceae.